Xyrichtys novacula (pearly razorfish) is the source of this 8478-nucleotide messenger RNA. NCBI's taxonomy places the organism in Eukaryota, Metazoa, Chordata, Actinopteri, Labriformes, Labridae. The record is from the annotation of a GenBank genome assembly.
AUGGUAUGAUAUGGCAUCUUUCCAUAAAUAUUUAGUCGUUACAGUUGUAAAAACUAUACCUAAAACAUCUCUAAAGACACUGUUGAAUGGCUUCCUGGUGCUAAUCGGGCGUUGUCAGUUUAGCAUGAUACAGAGUGCGAGGACCAUCUAUGGUUAGGACUCUUUGUGUGGCAGAUCAUGUUUGUAACCUUUGUGAAAGUUGCUUCCCUUGAAUUUGGGUGUCACAUCUUUUGCUUUUUAUGCCACUGUUGACUUCACGGUUCAGUUAAAUCGUGCUGGUGCUAACUGAUGUUGGUGUUUCUCAGGCUGAGGUGGAGGAAACCCUGAAGAGGAUCCAGGGACAGAAAGGGGUCCAGGGGAUCAUCAUCGUCAAUGCAGAAGGUGACACAACCAAAACAACAUUCAGAGUUAUUUUUCUUCCAUCUUAUCCUCACUAAAGCUGGUCCCAAAGUCUAGGGUCUUAAUGCCAAUAAUUAAUUUAAUUAUCAAUAUUUUCCUGAUUACUUCUUACAACAAAUUUUAAGUGACAGAAUAAAGAUGUGCUGUCAACUCAGCCAUAAAAUACAACCUCAGUCCCCUAAGAAUUGGGAUGUUGUGUAAAAUGUAAACACACACACACACACACACACACACACACACACACAUAUAUAUAUAUAUAUAUAUAUUUUUUUUUUUUAUGGUUUGAUUGAUGGUUUGCAUAUUACCAGUGGGCUAUAUUUACAUGAAAAUCGUGAUAAGACAUCAGAUCAAAUGUUGAAACUUACGAUGUUUUGGAAAGAGCUAAUUUUAAAGCUGCCAAAAAAAGUUGCAAAUUAAAGCUCCAGUGAGGAACUCUUUGUCUGUAUUGACUCUGGCGCCCCCUCUGGACAAAGCGAUAACCCUUUUAAUGUUGCUGAGUUUGUCUUAUCCUUGCGAAAAUGAUGGCUGUAUGUUUCUUGUCUCUCCACUUUUGUCAAUGAAAAUAAGUUAUAGAUAAUUUCUAAAACAUUAAAAAUAGCAUCCAAAGUAUUAAAAGCAGAUAAGUGGUUGAAGAUGGAUGGAUGGAUUAUAUUUCAAUCUACACUGCUCAAAAUACAAAGGGAACACUAAAAUCACACGUCCCAGCUCUCAAUAAAUGAAACAUACCAGUUGAAAAUCUAUAUUGAUACUGUAGUAUAAUCAAUUAAGAAUAAAAUAACAUAAGAAAGAUCAAUGGAGACUAAAAUUCAUGGACUCACCGAGGACUGGUAUGAACCAUCUUGAUGGGAUCAAAUCGAAAUCACAAGCUGAUCCAGCUUCUGUAAAUUUCCUUAACCCAGCUCAUCAUGUGGCUCAGUAGUGUGUUUGGCCUCCUUGUGCCUGUAUGUGCUCCUACAACUUUUGAGCAUGCUCUUGAUGAGCCAACUUGUGGUCUCCUGGGGGGGGGGGGGGUCUCCUCCCAGACCCAGAUCAGGGCAUCAGUCAGCUCCUGGACGAUAUCAGGUGUGACGUGGUGGCAGCAAUGAUCCAUGGUGUCCCAGAGGUUCUGAUCUGGAUUCAGGUCUGGGGAACAUGUAGGCAAGCCAAUAGCAUCAGUGCUUUCAUCAUCACACUCCAGCCAUAUGAGGCUUGGCUUUGUCAUGCACCAGAAAGAACCCAGAGCCCACCAGCAGGUCUGAGGGUGUCAUUGCAGUACUUUACAGCAGUCAGGGUACCUCUGGGUAGCACGUGGGGGUCUGUGUGAAGUAAACCUCUACAGAUAUGCCUCCCCAGAUUGCUAUUGAACCCCUGCCAAACUGGUCAUGCUGGAGGAUGUUGCAGGCAGCAGAAGGUUCUCCACAGUGUCUCCAAACUCAAAUCUGUCUUGUGCUCAGUGUGAACCCGCUCUCGUUUGCAAAGACUACAGGGUGCCAGAGGCCAAUCUGCCAAUUUUGGUCUUCUCUGGCAAAUGUUGAUCAGACCACAUGGUGCUGGACUGUGAGCACAGACCCCUCUUGUGGAUGUUGGGCCCCCGUGCCACCCUCAUGGAGUCAUGUUCUAAAAGUUUGGUCAGAAACAUGUGAACAAGUGGCCUGAUGGAGGUCAUUUGGUGGAGCUCUGUCAGUGCUUCUCCUGUUCCUCCUCGCUCAAAGAAGCAGAUGGAGGUCCUGCUGCUGGGUUGUUGGCCUCCUCCACCUCUCCUGGGGCCUCAUGUAUCAACGCUUGCGGCGCAAGAAAACCUUGCGUACGCCAAAAUCGGCGCACACGUCCAGAUUUAUCAUCGCGAAACGAGCGUCGGUUCCAGCGCUAAUCAACGCAAAGUCAGGAGGUGGUGUAGAAAUUGGCGUUGAGCUGGAUAUUUGCGUUGACUGUGAUUCGCACUUUGGCGACGCUGUGUGGCGGUGUUUGGUGACUCACUAUGUGACAAGCGUGCACCACAUCCCCGUGGCCGGGCAGCACGUCGCCCCACAUGACGAACCAGCAGCAGACGGAGGGAUGCGAGCUGAUCCCUGCCGGGCCGCCGUCCUCGCGCGGGAGAAUCUCAUCGCCACAGUGUGAAUGGGUAAGAAGUGAAUACACAGUUCAAUGAGCCAAAUUAAUUUAUUUUCUCCACCAGACGCUCGAGGAAAUUUACGAGCCGGUCCAGCCGCUCGUUGAUCCCCGCGAUCCCCCUGAUGAUUUCUUCCUGCGAUUGCAGGACCCCCUCCGCGAGGACCCUUCCACUGCGUCCGGGUGGUCCAGCGGAAGCGCCGCGGCUGGUGGACGCUCCACCGCUUGUCGGCGCGCUGGUGCUGAUGCUGGUGCUGGGGCCGGGGGCCGGGGUGGCCCGAAUGCCGCUGGUCCUGGCCGACGACUCCGAGCCGGCGGACGGGCUGCCGCGGGCCAGGGUUCCGCAAGCCGGCGACACGGCCGACACAUCAAUUUCUGUGACACAAUAAAAAUAUUAGUUCAUUUCAAUUCCUGCUUCUGUGUAUCUGUUGCGUUUACAUCUCUCUCCACUGUAUCAUAGGUAAUGUAAUCCAGUAUUUCGAGGUCAGUUAUGCACAUUACAGUUGUUUAUUGCAUAAAAAGUUAUCGAAAAAUGAAGUUAAGGGCGAAGUAUAAAUCACGUCUAAAAAUAGACUGAAUCCCGACGUUGAAAUGAAGUAUAAACUUAGACUAGACGUCUAAUAUACGUCUUUUGCUCAGUGGGACGACAAAGCAUGUGGACAUUUGUGUGACACGCCACUUACCUUAUAAUAAUAAUCGCCACCACCCGCUGCUCAAACGGUGUGAGGGUCUCCUCCCCCGGACCCCCACCUGUCUGGCCGGUACUCCUCCGGAGGGCAGCUGUACGCCGCUUGACCUCCACCUUGAGGUCCGACCACUUUUUUUUAAUCUCCGCGGGGGUGCGUGUCUCGGAACCCACCGCAUUCACCCUCUCGCAAACUUUCUCCCACUCCAAGCGUUUUUGUUUUGCACUGACGCCACUGGACAGGCUGCCAAACAAAACACGCUGUCGCUCCUCCACCUCGCACGCCGUAAAUGUAGUUUUUCUUGUCAUUUUGUCUGCGUGCGAGGACAGGGAGACCCUAUUUAAAUAAAUCUGCAUAUUUAUAGGAGGGCGUAACGGGGACGGGCCCAGUCACUCCGACAUCUGCGCUCAAUUCCACGCUGAUUGGGAUUUAUCAAGGAAACACACGUGGAUUUCGGCGCCCGCACACAUUGAUACAUACGGAUUUUUUUCAGCGUGACGGACCUUGCGUGCGCUCGUUUCUGGUAUGAGUUCCACGCAAGUGUUGAUACAUGAGGCCCCUGGUGUGCUAGUCUGUCUCCUGGUAUCUCCUCCACACUUUUGACACUGUGCUGGGAGAAUACAAAAAAACAAUCUCUUCAUUUAAGUUUUUGCCAUGUAGAAAGACUGCAAAUAGAAGGUGACAGUUCAUAUCAUUGUAGCACUUCUUUAUGAACAAGAUGGUAUAUUUCUACUUUUUGCUCAAUCGUCUAACUUUUUGGUUAAAGCACUUACUUGUUUUGUUGCUCAGCACCAGUUUGACAAGAGUCCCUGUUGUUUGUGGUUACUUCUACAUAUGUGGGAGUGGCAGAAAUAUCUCAGGGGUUCAGAGAAACAAACUAUUAUGACUAUAAUAGUCAAUUUCUUUUAAAGAAUUGAUUUAUUGGAUUGGAAACAUACAAAUUAGAGCUGGACUGAGCAGAGAUUACCACCAUUUGCAUCAGUAGGAAAUAAACCACAUGGAUUGUGCUUAUUUCCAUUUUGUCCUUAACUUAGAUUAAGUUAACUGUCCCCUCUCUCCUCAGGAAUCCCUAUCAAGACAACCAUGGACAACACCAGCACAGUGCAGUAUGCCGGACUGCUUCACCAGCUGGUGUUGAAGGCUAGGAGCACCGUACGAGACAUCGACCCCCAGAAUGACCUCACCUUUAUGCGAGUGCGCUCCAAGAAGAAUGAGAUCAUGAUCGCACCAGGUGAGAGCGACAGAAAAAACUCUUUUGUGAGAGAUUGAGGGAAAACUAAAAGCAUUUUUGUUCCACCUUCAGGCCACAUCACACCUGGAAAUGAUAAGAAUGGAAGUUUGAAAACAGCGUUAUUCAAAACAAAGUAAAUGUUUCCUGAUCAUGAUAAUUGAUUUUGCUGUCUGCCUCAAUGGAGUUAUUUUUUAAACUGUAUUUAAAAGGCUGUUUUUUGAUCUAAAGUGAAUUAAGUUGCUGUCCAAGUGAACAUGUUGUGACCAGAACAGGAGUUGUAUGUUUUGCUUGAGGAUGCUCUAACUGUCCCCUUAAUGAUAGCUAACAUAAAAUGUCCAACCAACACACACAAUUAAGAACAUAACUAGCUAAUAAAAAGGCAGUCUUAACUAUUCACAGCAAUUUCAAACUAGAAUUUGUUUUAUUUUCAAAAUAAAGAUUUCUUCAAGACCCCCAGACUGUAGCCUGUGCCAAAAUGAAAGUAAAGUUCAGCUGAAUCUGAAGAGUGACUGAGGCAUUUAGGUUUGAUCAGGCUGAGAGAAUCUUACAAAGUACAAGUCUGUGUCAUAUGAGAUUCCCUCUGUCUGGGCUCAGCCGGAAAGUACAAAGAGAGACAUUCAUCUUUACAAGACCACAACCUCUUAAGAUACCAGCGUGAUCAGACUGACUUGGCCUGCUGAAUCCUCACAUCAGCUUCAGUGUUCUGCAAAGAGUCUGUUUGACUAAGAGACAGAGGAGUGGAUUUCUCUCCUCGUGCUGUGAAGUAACUUAAGAAUAGGUUUUCCUUGCGUCCAGAUUGAGCUCAGCAGUGUUGUUUUCGUCAACGCCAGCAUCAAAAAAGGGAAAUAUUUUCAUCAACGAGAACAACACUGGUUGUUUUCGUUGACGAAAAUAUUUCCCUUUUCUUCCACGACGAAGACGUAACGUUGACGAGCUAAACAUAAGUCGGAGAUGACUAAAAUGUGACGAGACGAAAGUGCGUUUACGUUGACGGGACGAGACGAAAAUGACGAACAGAGUUGCAAAACUCAGUCAGUUAAACGCUAAACAUAUAGGAGCAGCUUCAGUCCGCUCUGACAGCUCUCAUCAGCCUGCUGUGCUCCUCCAACACACAGACACACACGCGCGCGCACAAACCUGGAGGCAAUCGCAGCCUCCAGUAACAUUUUUUAAGUAUAUAUCAGUUGUAAGUGCUGAAUUCAAGUCAACUUUAACAGAUGUGGGUGAAGGGUUAGAAAAAAAAUGAUUCUUUACAUCUGUUUGCAUAUUUUUUUAAGAACUGGGUAAUCAAAUAAUAAUUUUAAAAAAACAUCUGAAUGCAUAAUGCAGAUGUACGAAAGCGUAUUGCAUUCACCAAAAAAACUCUAUUCUCUGGGAUCAUGAUCAUUUAAUUCAUUUACAGACGCUUUCAUCCUCCUCUGCUUCAUUUAUUGGAAGCAAACAUGGCCCACUUGUUCAGUUUAAUCAAGUUUUACUUUGUUUAGGGUUUGAGACACUGGGAGAUACUCCUUUCUUCAAGUCAGAUAGAUGGAAUCAUCCUAAGUUCGUCUACUUUGCGCAGGCACCUCAGGAUUUGCAUACCCUAUGUUUAACUAAUAACAUGCUUUAGUCUCAUUGACCCCGUAGUCAAAUUUAUCAAGAGACUGGAGGAUCCGAUGAUUUGGAGCAGCUGCGGUGGUUAACGUUAUGUGAUUGUAUGAGAUUCUCACGUGGUUUCGAAGUAUCUCGUUUAGUCAGGAAAAAAAAUAGUCUGAAAAACAGAAAGACGAAAAAAAAUAGAACAGAGAAAAUAAAAAUUUGUCCAAAAAACAGAAAGAGGGGAAAAAAAUAUUUGUACGAAAAAAAAAGUCAGAAAAGCAGAAAAAAAAAUAUUAAAAAUUGUCUGAAAAACAGCAAAGAAAAACAAUACUGAAGAAAACAGUUUCCUCUUUAUUGUAAGUGAAUGCAAUAUGCUUUUGUACAGAUGUAAACAUUUCCUCGUAUGACCAAUAAGGUGGCGCAUUAAUGUGCACCAACAAAGAGCUUUAGCUGUCUGCCAAAAAGAAGUACUCUGAAGUGGCAUAAAUAGACAGCAAAAUAGCUUUAUCCAGUGUUUGUGAAGCACAGGUGGUGUGAGGAGGAGCCAAACAACUUUUCUUUUACACCUUCAGUUCAACUGUGCGCCCCAAAAGCCGUCAUCUUGAAGCACUUUGAAAUUCUGAAAAGCAGGAAUUAAAGUGUCAAUGACAGCAAAAACAGUCAGUCACUAAACUAGGGAGAAGCAUGUGGCAAUACAGUCAGACUCCUUAGUUGUGGUCCUUUACGCCUGCUGCCACAUGUUAUAAAAUGGGGAUUAGAUGAUGAAGCAGCUGACCCACUUGCAAGCCAACAGAAGCAGCUCACUGAGAGAAGAUUUGGCACUUUUAAAACUGAUGUUCAUGAUUUCUUCUAAGUAAGUUAGACCUCUUUGGGUCACUAUUCAACUGGAUAUUUGAACUUGAUAACCGCUCUUUCAACAGUUUUCAUUCAUUUCAGUAACUACUUCAAAAUAAAAGCACUGUUUUGAAAAAAGCUACUUCAACUUAAUGAAAGCAUGACAAACUGUUUUCUAAUAAGAGCUGGAGAAGUGCCGGUCACAGGGCUGGUAAUAAAUCAUAAAUAUCAUCAUUAUUAUAAGAAACUGAUGAUGUAUCAGGUAAUUAUGUUAUCAUAAUAAUAUUGUCAUCAUGAUAUUUUAUGGUGACAAUAAUUGUGAGGUGAAAGUCUUGAUAUGGAGACAGCCCCACACUCAACAAAAACAAAGUUAUUAGUCAUAACCUAAAUCUUUCACUGAGCUCUGAGUAGGUGUAAAGUCCUCACAGCUUUUUACUGAUUGGCUAAAAUAGACUGAAAAUAGUUUGGAAAUUUUUCUUUAUGGGUUAAUUUGUAAUAACAGUAACUGUAUUUGUAUAGCUCUCAUAAAAAAAACAAGAGUCAACAAAGUGCUUUGGCAAUUCACAUAAAUAAAACAAAGCAAAAAAGACAAAACCUAAAUAGCAAAAAAUGGAACUCAUAAAAAAAUUCAGCCAACGUUGGACCCAGGCUUCAAACACAGAAUCCCAACUACAUAAACAGAGACCUAAGGCCCAGAGAUGAACGAGCAUAGAGAGAGAGAGAGAGAGAGAGAGAGAGAGAGAGAGAGAGAGAGAGAGAGAGAGAGAGAGAGAGAGAGAGAGAGAGCGAGAGAGUGAGAGAGAGAGAGAGAGAGAGAGAGAGAGAGAGAGAGAGAGAGAGAGAGAGAGAGAGAGAGAGAGAGAGAGAGAGAGAGAGAGAGAGAGAGAGAGAGAGAGAGAGAGAUCGGAUCAAGGCAAGUCCAUAAAAAUGUAUGCUCUAACUGAUUUUAAAGAAGUGACUGAUUAUGGGGCUGUAUCUCUUUAGGCAGUCCUGAUGGUACAGACCCAAUCUAAAGUCUCAACUUUUAGAAUGACCAGGAGGCCUCCACCUUAGAGUCCAAGACUGUGGGCUCAUGGGGGGUCAAUAAUUUCGUAAGUUAGCUUGGAGCCAGACCCAUACGUGCUUUAAAAUCAAUUCUGAACUGUACAGAGAGUCAGUGGAGAGAAGCUAAGACUGCGGUGAUGGUUAAACAGACCACAGUUUAUUACACCUGCACUGCAGUUUUCCUCUAUGGAGACACGGACUGGAUUCAGCUUCCUGUCAUGAAGAUCAUAAUGAUGCUUUCUUAAAAGGUGUGCCUGAGGAUAAUCUGAUCAUUAAGAGAGGAUAGCUUUACUUACUGCUGUUUACUAAAAAAAGGAAAACUGUUGAGUGUCAUAAACUCUGAAACUCUGACAGAUUGUGAGUUUUGCUUUUCUAAGCUUUGACAUGUUUUACCUGAAAACUUAAGUUAGAAAAACUGUAUUUGUUGCUUAUUCUGUUUUAAAAAAUGUCUCUAAGUGUUUGACAUUUAAAAAUAAAUUAUUUGUUUCAGGGACUGUUAGGAUUACACGUCUUACCUGCUCGUGAGUUUGUGUUGCCAUGUGUGCUCUAAACUGCUUUGUUUCUUUCUCCACAGAUAAGGACUAUUUCUUGAUCGUCAUCCAGAACCCGUCAGACUGA